Molecule: messenger RNA, 3480 nt
Organism: Baudoinia panamericana UAMH 10762
Lineage: Eukaryota; Fungi; Ascomycota; Dothideomycetes; Mycosphaerellales; Teratosphaeriaceae
Exons: 1
Coding region: 1-3480 (1159 amino acids)
Biological process (GO): monoatomic cation transport; copper ion homeostasis
Cellular component (GO): membrane
Molecular function (GO): ATP hydrolysis activity; P-type divalent copper transporter activity; copper ion binding
Source: RefSeq, a predicted model, not a curated record
AUGGCACCCUCGAGAGCGGCGCAAGUGGCGCCAGGCCUGCACAUGACCACGACGACACUAAAGGUCGAAGGGAUGACGUGUGGCGCUUGCACGUCUUCUGUCGAGUCCGGCUUUAAGGGUGUGGAGGGAGUUGGCAGUGUGUCGGUCAGCUUAGUUAUGGAGCGAGCAGUCGUUACGCAUGAUGCGGAGAAGAUUGGCGCACAGCAAUUGCGAGAUAUUGUGGAAGAUAGAGGUUUUGACGCGGAGGUGCUGGGCUCGGAUCGACCGGAGACGCCGUUGUUCGAUGCGAUAGAGGACGUGGGGGAUGGAGCAGUGGAGACGGAUGAUCAGGUUACGAGCAGCGGACUAUCUGUGACUACACUGCACGUUGGAGGUAUGACGUGCGGUGCCUGCACAUCCGCGGUAGAAGGUGCGUUUAAAGGUGUGGCGGGGGUGAAGAGCUUCAGUAUAUCAUUACUUUCCGAGCGGGCAGUUAUCGAGCACGAUGCAAGCAUGAUAUCACCGGAGAAGCUGGCAGAGAUCGUCGAGGAUACGGGUUUCGACGCCGAGAUCGUAGAGACGAAGACUGUCGAGCCGCUACACAGCAAGCCGAAAAUGCGUCGGAAAUCCAAGACUAAGAAGCUGCUCACUACGACUGUUGCAAUCGAAGGCAUGACUUGCGGCGCAUGCACUUCGGCCGUGGAAGGUGGUUUCAGAGACGUGCCUGGUGUUGCGCAGUUCAAUAUCAGCUUGUUGGCAGAGCGGGCCGUCAUCUUGCACGAUCCUGAGCGACUCACUACCGCGCAAAUCAUGGAAAUUAUUGAGGACCGAGGGUUCGACGCGAAGGUGGUAUCAAGCGUUGAGGAAGGCGUGCAGACGUCAAGUUCGAGCGCGAGCGUGCAGUUGAAGGUGUUCGGCAUGCCGAGUCAAGAUGCCGCGUCAGAUCUUCAGGCCUUACUUGAUGGCAUACCCGGCGUCACGUCCGCAAAGGUCGACUUCGAAACUUUCCGCGUAGGCGUCACGCAUACUCCGUCCACGAUCGGUCUGCGAGCUAUAGUGGAGACUAUCGAGAAGGCUGGCUACAAUGCACUCGUAGCUGAUUCGGAUGACAACAACGCGCAGCUCGAGUCCUUGGCGAAGACGAAGGAAAUCCAGGAGUGGUGGCGCGCUUUCCGGAUAUCACUAGCCUUUGCGAUACCCGUCCUCCUCAUCAGCAUGGUCAUUCCUAUGUUCCUGCCGGCACUUGACUUUGGAAGAGCGCACUGGAGCGGUCUCUGGCUGGGUGAUGUUGUAUGUCUUUUCCUCACUAUACCCGUACAAUUCGGCAUCGGGAAACGCUUCUACGUCUCCGCAUACAAAUCUAUCAAGCAUGGUAGUCCAACGAUGGACGUUCUGGUCGUGCUUGGGACGAGUGCAGCGUUCUUCUUCAGCUGCGCGGCGAUGCUCGUUAGCAUCUUCGUGCCUCCGCACUCUAAGCCGGCAACUACGUUCGACACGAGUACGAUGCUUAUCACGUUCAUCCUGCUUGGCCGCUUUCUGGAGAACAGGGCCAAGGGUCAGACUUCGAAGGCUCUUAGUAGGCUGAUGAGCCUGGCCCCUUCGACUGCAACCAUCUACGCUGAUCCGAUUGCGGCUGCCAAAGCUGCAGAAGAUUGGGAUACUAUGGUGCAGCAGAACGAGAAGGCGGCCUUUGCUGCUACUGUUGAGGAGAGAGUCGUGCCUACCGAGCUCAUCGAAGUAGGUGACAUUGUUGUCUUGAAGCCUGGCGAUAAGGUUCCCGCAGAUGGCACGGUCACCCGCGGAGAAAGCUACGUGAACGAAAGCAUGGUAACCGGCGAAGCGAUGCCUAUCUUGAAGAAGCAAGGCUCGGCGCUCAUGGCGGGUACCGUUAACGGCGCCGGUAGGCUUGACUUCAAGGUCACACGCGCCGGCCGCGACACUCAGCUUUCGCAGAUCGUUCGACUCGUGCAAGAAGCGCAGACGAGUCGGGCACCUAUCCAGCGCGUUGCUGACGUUGUGGCUGGCUACUUCGUCCCGAUCAUCAUUACGCUAGGUCUGGCGACCUUUGUGGCAUGGAUGAUCCUCAGCCAUGUCAUGCCUCAGCCACCCCCGAUCUUCCUCAGCGAUUCUUCGGGAGGCAGGGUGAUGAUAUGUGUUAAGCUUUGCAUUGCGGUUAUUGUGUUUGCGUGUCCAUGCGCGCUUGGCCUGGCAACACCGACGGCCGUGAUGGUGGGCACGGGUGUAGGUGCUGAGCAGGGCAUUCUAGUAAAAGGUGGCGCUACACUCGAGACGGCUACCAAGAUCAAGCACAUCGUUCUCGACAAGACUGGUACGCUUACCACGGGUAAGAUGAGCGUCAGUGGCGCGGAGUCGGUUGGUGAGUGGAGUGAAAGCAGCGAGCGCAGACUCAUGUGGUGGAGCAUCGUCGGGCUUGCGGAAGCGGGCAGCGAGCAUCCCAUUGCCAAGGCGAUUCUGGCCGGUGCAAAGGAGAAGUUGGGCCUUGCGGCAGAUGGCACGCUGGAUGGCAAUGUUGGUGAUUUCAAGGCUACUGUUGGCAAAGGCAUUUCCGCCAUCGUCGAGCCGAGUGGUGCGGUCGAGCGGACACGGUACCAAGUUAUUAUCGGCAACGCUUCGCUGCUACGUGGAAACGGCAUUGCCGUGCCAAGUGCUCCUGAAGUCGCCGUUCCUCAGCGCUACACCGACGCGGAGUCGGCAGGCAUCACGAAGAUUCACGUCGCGAUCAAUGGAACCUACACCGGCUCUGUUGGGCUCUCAGAUACACUCAAGCCAUCAGCACGCGCAUGCAUCGCAGCUCUGCACGGCAUGGGCAUAGCCACUUCGCUCGUCACCGGCGAUCAAGCUGCCACAGCCGAGCACGUCGCCUCACUAGUUGGGAUCCCUCCAGAGAACGUCUACGCCGGCAUCUUGCCAAGCGGCAAACAAGACAUCAUCGAAGACUUGCAGAAACAAGGCCAGAUCGUCGCAAUGGUAGGUGACGGUAUCAACGACUCGCCCGCGCUUGCCACGGCCAACGUCGGCAUCUCGUUAGCGACGGGCACCGAUGUCGCGAUGGAGGCGGCGGAUAUCGUGUUGAUGAAAGGGGAGCAACUGAUGGAUAUCCCUGCCUCGCUACAUCUCAGCCGGACGAUCUUCCGACGGAUUAAGUACAAUCUGCUCUUCAGCUGCAUCUACAACGCUAUCGGCAUCCCGAUCGCGAUGGGCUUCUUCUUGCCGUGGGGCAUCACGCUACCGCCACUGGCUGCUGGCGCGGCGAUGGCUUGUUCGAGCGUCACGGUCGUGGUUAGUAGCUUGAUGCUUAGGUUUUGGCGACGACCUGCGUGGCUGAUUGAGGAUGAGCUUGUUGCUGAGUUCAAAGCCAACAAGCUGGGGUUCUGGAGUCGUAUCGGCAGCGUAAGGGAUCUCGUUAGGGGAAAGAGGAGGAAGGUGUCCGAGGCUGAGAGGGGUGCUUAUGUGCCGCUGGACACUUAUGAGGCUGUCUGA